Messenger RNA from Punica granatum (pomegranate), 3133 nucleotides. The record is from RefSeq and is a predicted model, not a curated record. Lineage: Eukaryota; Viridiplantae; Streptophyta; Magnoliopsida; Myrtales; Lythraceae.
UUCCUCUUUUCUUCGCCGAUGGAACUCAUUUCAGUUUGCUCAGCGCAGAGCAGACGGAGAGAAUUCUGAUCCUCUCAGAGUGUCUCCGAUCUCAGUGCUUCCACUCGUUCAGAAAUGGCUCAACCAUUCAUGAAGAAGGACGAUGAUCUUGACGACGAAGCUGAGUACUCUCCUUUUCUUGGGAUUGAAAAGUGGGCAGCUCUUCAGGAAGCUAGGGUCUUCAAUGACCCCCAGCUUGAUCCAAGGCGGUGCUGUCAGGUUAUCACAAAACUGCUGUACCUGCUGAACCAAGGAGAGACAUUCACAAAGACAGAAUCGACAGAAGUGUUUUUUGCUGUCACGAAGCUCUUUCAGUCGAUAGAUCUAGGAUUGAGGAGAAUGGUUUAUCUGAUGAUUAAGGAGCUAUCUCCUUGUGCAGAUGAGGUGAUCAUUGUCACAAGCUCUCUCAUGAAGGACAUGAAUAGCAAGACUGACAUGUAUCGAGCCAAUUCAAUCAGGGUCUUAUGCCGAAUCACAGAUGGAACCCUUCUUACCCAGAUUGAGCGGUAUUUGAAGCAAGCGAUUGUUGAUAAGAAUCCUGUGGUUGCUAGUGCAGCCUUAGUCAGUGGGAUUCAUCUACUUCAGACAAACCCAGAGAUUGUGAAAAGGUGGAGUAAUGAGGUUCAGGAAGCCAUGCAAUCAAGGGUAGCCCUUGUUCAGUUCCAUGCUCUGGCGUUGCUGCACCAGAUCCGACUAAAUGAUAGACUUGCUGUCAGCAAGCUAGUGACCAGCUUGACCAAGGGCACUGUUCGUUCACCUCUGGCCCAGUGCCUCUUAAUUCGUUACAUUAGUCAGGUUAUCUGUGACUCAGCUGGUAACACACCACCAGGGGAGCGGCCUUUCUAUGACUAUCUUGAUAGCUGUUUACGACGGGGAGGUGAAAUGGUUAAUUUUGAGGCUGCCAGAGCUAUUACAGAGCUUAAUGGCGUGACAAACCAAGAAUUGACUCCAGCAAUAACUGUUCUCCAGUAUUUCUUGCUGUCUUCCAAUCCAGUAAAGAAAUUUGCCGCUAUUCGCACUCUGAACAAGGUGGCAAUGACGCAUCCAAUGGCUGUAACUAGCUGCAACAUAGAGAUGGAGAGUUUGAUUUCUGACCAGAAUAGGAGCAUCGCCACACUUGCCAUCACCACACUUUUGAAGACUGGAAAUGAAUCUAGUAUAGAUCGUUUGAUGAAGCAAAUUACAAAUUUCAUGUCUGAAAUUGCAGAUGAGUUCAAAAUUGUAGUGGUGGAAGCCAUAAGAUCAUUAUGUAUGAAGUUUCCCUUGAAGUAUAGAUCCCUAAUGAACUUCCUAAGCAACAUUCUCAGGGAAGAAGGUGGAUUUGAGUAUAAGAAGGCAAUUGCAGAUUCAAUUGUCAUCCUUAUAAGGGAUAUGCCUGAUGCAAAAGAAAGCGGAUUGCUUCAUCUCUGUGAAUUCAUUGAAGACUGUGAAUUCACUUACCUCUCAACACAGAUACUCCACUUUCUGGGUAUUGAAGGGCCCACAACAGCAGAUCCAAGCAAAUACAUAAGAUACAUCUACAACCGUGUACACCUUGAAAAUGCUACUGUUCGAGCCAGUGCUGUAAGCACAUUGGCGAAGUUUGGUGCCAUGGUAGAUUCACUGAAGCCACGUAUUUUUGUCCUGUUAAGGCGCUGUCUAUUUGACGCUGAUGAUGAGGUUCGAGAUAGAGCAACUCUGUAUAUGAACACACUUGGGGCUGAUGGUGCAGUUGUUGAAACUGGUGGAGAUGCAAGCGAAUUCCUGUUUAAAUCAUUAGAUGUUCCGCUGGUCAACUUGGAGACGAGUUUGAAAAACUAUGAGCCCUCUGACAAACAUUUUGAUAUUUCCUCCGUGCCCAAGGAGGUCAAAGUUAAGCCACUUGCUGAGAAGAAAGCACCAAGUAAAAAGCCAACUGGUUUGGGUGCUCCUCGUAGGGGGCCUACUAGUACUGGCACUGUUGAUGCAUAUGAGAGGCUGCUUUCUUCAAUUCCUGAGUUCUCCAGUUUUGGCAAACUCUUUAAGUCAUCUGCACCAGUUGAGCUGACAGAGGCAGAGACGGAGUAUGCAGUUACUGUAGUCAAGCACAUUUUCGACCACCAUGUCGUUUUUCAGUACAACUGCACAAAUACAAUUCCAGAGCAAUUUCUGGAAAACGUCACUGUUAUAGUGGAUGCUUCAGAAGCAGAGGAGUUCUCUGAAGUUGCAUCCAAGCCUCUUCGAUCUCUUCCCUAUGAUUCACCAGGACAGACCUUUGUGGCUUUUGAAAAGCCAGAAGGAGUUCCAGCAGCGGGAAAAUUCUCUAACAUCUUGAGGUUUAUUGUUAAAGAGGUUGAUCCAUCCACUGGCGAGACAGACGAUGAUGGUGUAGAUGAUGAGUAUCAGCUCGAAGAACUCGAGGUGGUUGCAGCAGAUUACAUGCAGAAAGUUGGAGUCUCCAACUUCCUCAAUGCAUGGGAAAACAUGAACCCUGAUAGUGAGAGGAUUGAUGAAUAUGGCCUGGGACAGAGGGAGAGCUUGGCUGAUGCUGUCAAUGCGGUCAUCAACCUUCUAGGCAUGCAACCCUGUGAGGGCACAGGGGUUGUCCCAAGCAACUCAAGGUCGCAUGCCUGCCUACUUUCUGGUGUGUUCAUUGGCAAUGUGAAGGUCCUUGUUCGUUUGUCAUUCGGGAUUGAUGGUCAGAAAGAAGUUGCAAUGAAGUUGGCCGUAAGAUCCGAUGACGAGAGCAUCAGCAAUGCGAUCCACGAGAUCGUGGCAAGUGGCUAGUUUUCUCGUCUGUCAUUUACUCGGUUUAAAGAUGGUUUUUUGGAAUCCAUUUUAUCCUCCCCUCAUGUGAAGAUGAUAGAAGUGGCGACUGUAAGUCCCCAACAACGAGAACCUUUUUACAGAAGAGAUUUGGUGGAUGAAUUUAUUUUCGAGCUAAUGCGAUGAUCAGCAUGUAUCCAGGAAUAAAGACUGCGGGAAACAUCCCAGGAUGAGUUUGUAGUCGCAUUCUUUUUGCUAUAUUGGCGACUGAUGUUUACUCAUAUGUGAAUAACAAAGGAAUGUAUAUGCACGUCUUGCCUUUGAAUUUGGAUAAUUUUUUCAAUAAAUUUGGAUCAAAGUUGACAACUCA